GUCAAACACCAGCAUGGAGCCGGGAGCGAGACACAGUGGCCAUGAUGAGGAGGAGGAAGAAGAAACGUCUGCAGGAUCCUGUCCAAUCUGUCAUCCGACAAUUGGAGUGACUGUUGCCCUGGUAACAAUUAUCAUCGUCACUACUGGACUCCUUUUGUCCGUGGUGUUAUUGGCCACGUGGAGAGCAGCACCGGAGGCUCAUCGGACCCCCACUACUUCAGAAGAGGAGCUGGUGGAGCGACUGCAGCAGUGUCGGACAGAGCGUCAUGAUCUGGACCUGAUGCUCCAGGCUAUCGCUCAAGACUCCAGAUGCAGGCUGUGUCCUGGCGGUUGGCUUUGGUGGAGGCGUCACUGCUACUUUUUCUCCGUGGGACUUGAGGAAAAUCGUCAGUGGAAUGGGAGCGCUGAGUUUUGUCUGGGACACAACAGCAGCCUGGCUGUGAUCAAAACCACUGCAGAAAUGGACUUCAUCCAAGGUGUGAUAGGGAGGUUCCCUCGAUUCCCCUUCCUGUGGGUGGGACUGACGGACGCCCAGCAGGAGGGUCGGUGGCUGUGGGGAGACGGGAAAGACGUCGAGCACUACAUGCCGUGA
This is a messenger RNA of Paralichthys olivaceus (Japanese flounder), 592 nucleotides long. The record is from RefSeq and is a predicted model, not a curated record. NCBI's taxonomy places the organism in Eukaryota, Metazoa, Chordata, Actinopteri, Pleuronectiformes, Paralichthyidae.